This is a messenger RNA of Salvelinus fontinalis (brook trout), 9602 nucleotides long. Its product is annotated as leucine-rich repeat-containing protein 38-like. The transcript is spliced from 2 exons. Gene Ontology annotation, molecular function: potassium channel activator activity; transmembrane transporter binding; voltage-gated potassium channel activity. Gene Ontology annotation, cellular component: voltage-gated potassium channel complex. NCBI's taxonomy places the organism in Eukaryota, Metazoa, Chordata, Actinopteri, Salmoniformes, Salmonidae. The coding region runs from base 936 to 1811 and encodes 291 amino acids. The record is from RefSeq and is a predicted model, not a curated record.
AGCAAUGAGGAGGAGGGCAUGAGAUAAAGCCUGGUAGCACAUUCUGAGACAGACAGACAUUCGAUUGACUGCUACUGUGCUAAAUUCAGGAUUGUCAUCCGCGUGAAUAUGACUCCUCCACGGAUAUUUGGAUUCUCUCUCCAUAGCAACAGAGCGUCGGGACCCAGCUGGGGAGUGUUUUAUCUAGCUCUGCUCUGCCGGCGAAUGGCAGAGCAGAGCACAGGGAGUUAGAGACAGAAUUAAAAAAACUUGCAUUCACUUCAGCUGUGUUACUGUGCGAUUGUCUCUCUUAGAUCAGCAGGCAGAUCGACACGCAUUCCUACGCAGAUACCAGAGACAAAUGGAGAGAUGCAACAAUUUCACUCUUCACUUGAUCUGCCUGAGACUGAAUCACCCCAGCGCGUAUCCUUUUGUGUCAGAGACCCAUGUGUCCUCCUCAAUCAAUCCCCCAAGAUCGACUGUGGGUUAACCCGGCGGACAGAGCCCCCUCCUCAGCCUCCCUCUCCCUGUCUGUGCCUCUAAUGUUGCUCUGUUCCUGCUUUGCCAGUUUCUAUUUACCCCAGCUAUUUACCCCAGCUAAGCAACCUUCCUCUUUCUGCAAAGCUCUCACCCUCCCUACCCUAGCUUCUUCAAAGCCAGCAGCUUGCUAUUCUCUCCAGGCUGCUUGCUACAUGAUCUCUUGGAAAACAGCGCUCAACGCUGCUCUCUCGCUGCUCGAUGCCGGAGCUCUCUCAGAUUUUCAUCUCAGAGGGAUUGUCAAGAUGCUCCUGCAGAGGGAUUGAUCCCCCCUAUUCCCCUCUAGUUCUCCCCUUCCCCUCCCCUUUCCUAAUCUCCUGACCUCUGACCCUCACGCCCCCUUCUCUUUCCCGACACCCCUUCCCAUUCUUCCUCACCCCAAGCCUCCACUCCUCCUCUCUGCGCUUACCCUGUUGACCAUGUUGCCAUGUGUCCUCUGGCUCCAGCCUCUCCUCGUCUUGCUGUCCUCUGUCUUACGGGCUCAGGGGGAAAACUGCCCAUCGAGCUGCCUGUGCCCGGAUCCCCACACUGUGGACUGCAGCGGCCGUGGACUCACCCGUCUUCCUGAUGAGAUCCCCUUGGACGUCCGCAGGCUCCUUCUGUCUGACAACUGGAUCCCCCGCAUUCCCUCUGACUUCCUAGUGCUCUACAGUGACCUGGUCUACCUGGACCUGCGGAACAACUCUCUGUCCCACAUCGAGCCGGGCACCCUCAGCACUUCUUCCAGGCUGGUGUUUCUGGACUUGGGCAGCAACAACCUGACUGACAUCCCCUCGGGCACCUUUGGGCAGUCCCGUAGCCUGAUCAAACUCCGCCUGGGUAACAACCCCUAUCUGAGCAUGGUCAACGAGGACGCGUUCCUGGGUCUCACCUCGCUGCGUGAACUGGAGCUGGAGCGUAAUGCCCUGUCUGGCCUUCAGGUGGGGGCGCUGAGCCAGUUGCCCUCUUUACGGGUGGUGAGGCUGGAGGGCAACCCUUGGGUGUGCAAUUGCAACUUUGCCAACCUGUUUGCAUGGCUGGAGGAAAACAUUCACAAGCUUCCAAAUGGAGUGGAGGGCAUAGAGUGUUCACUACCCAUGGACGGCAGACAGGUGUCCCUGAGCCAGCUCUCACAGGACAGCUUCCGGGAGUGCCAGAUCACCCUUACCUUAACAGACUUACUUAUCAUCAUCUUCUCCGGCAUCUCUGUGUCCGUAGUGGCCAUCAUGACCAGCUUUUUCCUGGCCUCCAUUGUCCACUGUUUCCAGCGCACAAGCAAAACCUCUAAGGGAGAUGAGGAGGAGAGUGAGGAGUGAGACUGACUGUGUCCCAGAGCACGCCUGAACUGACACUUCAUCUGGCUCAACCGUGAGACCAGGCUGCUGCCCAACAACAACUUGCCGCCUCACAGUGGUGGAGAACUGGGAGAGGGAUAGACUGUUUUAGUGGCACAUUUUGCAGUGGAUUGUGGGGUUUUAUAAAAGCCCUGAUACUGCAGGAGAUAUUGUUCUCUCUAGUUGUGAAAAAUAUAUAAACAUGUCCCAGUAUGAAUUAUAGUCAGAGACAGAAUAUACAAUGCUCUCUGUCUGUGCUGUUGACAGUAUACACUCUUAGAAAUAGAAAAGUCUGGAAUAACUUUUUGGGGUUCUAAAAAUUGCCACAGAGGGGGAACCUUUCCAGUUCAAAAAGGUUCCUUGAGGAACAAGGAAACAUUAAAGGUUCCUCCAAGAACGUCUCAACUAACCAAAGGUGCAAAUAUGCACCAUUGACCGUCAAUGGUUUCUUGAGGAACUCCAAGCGUUCCUUGGAGAUCCUUGGGUUAUCUCCAGGGUUACUCAAGUCUCCACUAAUUCCAAGAGUGUACUGUGGUUGCUCUUUGAAAACAUACUGUAUAGCUCUGUUAUACACACAAAUUCAUUGGUGGCUGAUGAUUCCAUAGGAACACCAAGAUGUAGAAAAAAUAUCAAUACAAUGUUUAGAAAGAAUUGCAUGCUUUGCAGUUAGCUUUUCAGUGCCCAGACUCAAACAAAGACAUGCAUUUUUUGACGAAACAUCUCCAAUCAACAGUGGAUGAACAGAAGAGAAAAGCAAAUAAUACAGACUUUACAGGAAAACUAUUUACAUUUUAGGUUUGACAUUUUGACAUCUUAAAGAUGUUUAUACAGAGUCAUCAAACUGUGAAUCAUUGUGAAAUGUAUUAACAACGCUAGCUAUAAGUAGCAGCAGGCUCUUAAAGCCCAAAAUGAAUGCACUGAGCAAGUGAAAACGUUUGGAGGAGGAUACUGUAUGUGUCAUAUUGAACCAGGGCCUUAGUACUUAGACUGCCAGCCAUGUAAAACACAUGAUACACUAUAUGGAGUGUCCUCCCUUCUCAAGGAGGUUUUCAACAUGUUUUAUUCUGAGAUUGCUUCACAAGUUAGCUAGCGUUCUACAAAAAUGGCUUUGCUGUUGCAGCAUGCAAUAGUGAUUCAGGGCAGCAGCCUGAGUAAGAGGGGUGUGCUGUGAUGGACAAUAUAAUGAAUCUGACACAUGCAGAUCGACUCCGAAGUAAAGGUCUACAUGUAACGCUCGUCGUUGGAAUGAGGUGAGGACCAAAGCGCAGCGUGGUAAGUGUUCAUCAUUAUAUUUAUUAAACAUAGAACACUAAACAAAAUAUCAAAGGAGAACGAAACGCAACAGUUCUGUAAGGUGACAUCCACUACACAGAAAAUAAUCACCCACAAAACACAAUGAAAAACAGGCUACCUAAAUAUGGCUCCCAAUCAAAGACAACCACUGACACCUGCCUCUGAUUGAGAACCAUACUAGGCCAAACACAUAGAAAAGGACAAUAGAACAAAACAUAGACAAAACAACAUAGAAUGCCCACCCCAACUCACGCCCUGACCAAACUUAAAUAAAGACAUAACAAAGGAACUAAGGUCUGAACGUGACACUACAAAUGGUUGUAUAUACAGUAUAUAUCCACAAAUGCCUGUGUCGAUGGAAAUAUAGUAAGCAAAAUGUUAGACAAAGAGGAUAAAUGUUCCCUAGAUUGAGAUUGUGAAUUGUGUAAAAUUCCAUGCAUAUAUUCUCAUAAACAAUGAGAAUUAAAUAGGAUUGAUGUGUCAAAUACUGCACUUUAAAUGGUGACCAUUGUACCUGAUUUUGGCCCAUAACUUCACAGAGUGGACUAGUGUUACCUAUAUCUGCCAAAGAUUAGGUGUAGAGGAAAUUGGUAUUAGGAACUUCCAUGUGGAUUAUGUUGUGUACAGUGUAGUAGAGUUGGUCUUUAAAUGGAUUCUGCAGUAUAACCAAAUUACAUUUUAUCAAUGUAAUUGUAAAAUCACUUAUAUAUGGUCUCCAUGCAGAUUGCAAAUUGCCUCAAACCUUGGAUAGCUUGCUUAUUCAAAAUGAUCAUUCCAGCUAUUGGUGUUCCCUCAAAUGCCAAGAAAAAUUACAUUAUAUACAGUACCAGUAAAAAGUUUGGACCCAUGUACUCAUUCAAGGGUUUUUCUUUAUUUUUACUAUUUUCUACACUGUAGAAUAAUAGGGAAGACAUCAAAACUAUGAAAUAACAUAUGGAAUCAUGUUGUAACCAAAAAAGUGUUUAACAAAUCAAAACAUAUUUAUAUUUGAGAUUCUUCAAAGUAGCCAACCUUUGCCUUUGACAGCUUUGCAUACUCUUGGCAUUCUCUCAACCAGCUUCAGGAGGAAUGCUUUUCCAACAGUAUUGAAGGAGUUCCAACAUAUGCUGAGCACUUGUUGGCUGCUUUUCCUACACUCAUCCCAAACCAUCUCAAUUGGUUCGAGGACGGGUGAUUGUGGAGGCCUGAUGCAGCACUCCAUCACUCUCCUUCUUGGUCAAAUAUCCCUUACACAGCCUGGAGGGGUCUUUUGGUUCAUUGUCCUGUUGAAAAACAAAUGAUAGUAACACUAUGCGUAAACCAGAUGGGAUGGCGUAUUGCUGCAGAAUGCUGUGGUAGCCAUAAUUGGUUAAGUGUGUCUUUAAUUCUAAAUAAAACAGAGUGUCACCAGCAAAGCACACCCACACCAUCACACCUCCUCCUCCAUGCUUCAUGGUGGGAAUUACACAUGCGGAGAUCAUCCGUUCACCUACUCUGCAUCUCACAAAGAUAUGGCGGUUCAAACCAAAAAUCUCAAAUUUGGACUCAUCAGACCAAAGGACAGACCGGUCUAAUGUACAUUGCUCGUGUUUCUUGGCCCAAGCAAGUCUCUUCUUCUUAUUGGUGUCCUUUAGUAGUGGUUUCUUUGCAGCAAAUCAACCAUGAAGGCCUGAUUCACACAGUGUCUGUUACUUGAACUCUGUGAAGCAUUUAUUUGGGCUGCAAUUGUCAUGGUUCAACUUGUCAACAGAGGGCAGCAGAGACCAUCCUAGAGACAAUUUUGCCACUUCGGUGCGCUUUUUUACUCAUUAUGAUUUCCCCUUUAAAAGAGGUGUGUUUUCCGUUCCUCUUGACAGAAGAUUGAAUUGUUUACCAUGUGCUUUUGUUUCCUGAGUGAGUUUUCGAGACAUAGUAUUUGUUUUUUUUCUCCCAGUGUACUGUGAUCCUGUGGCUACUGUUUCUCAGUAAAGUAUUUAUGUUUAUCUUUAAUCACUGAUUCCUUGUCUGGUCUCUUCUCUGCACCUGGGUCCAACCUCUGUUAACUCUAAUGAACUUGUCCUCCGCAGCAGAGGUAACUCUGGGUCUUCUUUUCCUGUGGCGGUUCUCAUGAGAGCCAGUUUCAUCAUAGCGCCUGAAGGUUUUUGCGACUGCACUGGAAGAAACUUUUAAAGUUCUUAAUUUUCCAGAUUGACUGACGUUCAUGUCUUAAAGUAAUGAUGGGCUGUUGUUUCUCUUUCCCUUUUUGAGCUGUUCUUGCCAUACUAUGGACUUUGCCUUUUACCAAACAGUUUAUCUUCUGUGUACCACCCCUACUUUGUCACAACACAACUGAUUGGCUCAAACACAUUAAGAAAGAAAGAAAUCCAGCAAAUGAACUUAUAACAAGGCACACCUGUAAAUUGAAAUGCAUUCCAGGUGACUACCUCAUGAAGCUAGUUGAGAGAAUGUCAAGAGGGUGCAAAGCUGUCAUCAAGGCAAAGGGUGGCUACUUUGAAGAAUCUGUUUAACACUUUUGUUGGUUACUACAUAAUUCCAUAAGUGUUAUUUCAAAGGUUUACUGUCUUCAGUAUUAUUUUAUAAUGUAGAAAAUAGUAAAAAUGAAGAAAAACCCUUGAAUCAGUAGAUGUGUCCAUACCUUUGACUGGUACUAAUAUACACUACCGUUCAAAAGUUUGGGGUCACUUUGAAAUGUCCUUGUUUUUGAAAGAAAAGCAAUUUUCUGGUCCGAUAAAAUAACAUCAAAUUGAUCAGAAAUACAGCGUAGACAUUGUUAAUGUUGUAAAUGACUAUUGUAGCUGGAAACAGCAUAUUUUUUAUGGAAUAUCUACAUAUCUACAUUAUCAGCAACCAUCACUCCUGUGAUCCAAUGGCACGUUAUAUUAGCUAAUCCAAGUUUGUCAUUUUAAAAGGCUAAUUGAUCAUUAGAAAACCCAUUUGCAAUUAUGUUAGCACAGCUGAAAACUGUUGUUCUGAUUAAAGAAGCAAUAAAACUGGCCUUCUUUAUACUAGUUGAGUAUCUGGAGCAUCAGCAUUUGUGGGUUCGAUUACAGGCUCAAAAAGGACAGAAACAAAGGACUUUCUUCUGAAACUUGUUAGUCUAUUCUUGUGCUGAGAAAUUAAGGCUAUUCCAUGUGAGAAAUUGCCAAGAAACUGAAGAUCUGGUAAACGUGGUGUAUUACUCCCUUCAAAGAACAGCGCAAACCGGCUCUAAUCAGAAUAGAAAGAGGAGUGGGAGGCCCCGGUGCACAACUAAGUAAGAGGACAAGGAGAUUACAGUGUCUAGUUUGAGAAACAGACAACUCAAAGGUCCUCAACUGGCAGCUUCAUUAAAUAGUACCCGCAAAACACCAGUCUCAACAUCAACAGUGAAGAGGUGACUACGGGAUGCUGGCCAUCUUUCUGAAACAUUACAUUUACAUAAGUAUUCAGACCCUUUACUCAGUACUUUGUUGAAGCUAUUUUGGCAGCAAUUACAGCCUGAAGUCUUCUUGGGUAUGAGACUACAAGCUUGGCACACCUGUAUAUGGGGAGUUUCUCCCAUUCUUCUCCGCAGAUCCUCUCAAGCUUUGUCUGGUUGGAUGGGGAGUGAUGCUGUACAGCUAUUUCAGGUCUCACCAGAGAUGGUUGAUCAGGUUCAAGUCCGUGCUCUGGCUGGGCCACUCAAGGAUAUUCAAGGAGACUUGUCCCGAAGCCACUCCUGCAUUGUCUUGGCUGUGUGCUUAGGGUCGUUGUCCUGUUGGAAGGUGAACCUUCACCCCAGUCUGAUAUCCUGAGCGAGCUGGAGCAAGUUUUCAUCAAUAUCUCUCUGUACUUUGCUCUGUUCAUCUUCCCCUCGAUCAUGACUAGUCUCCCAGUCCCUACCUAUGAAAAACGUCCCCACAGCAUGAUGCCGCCACCAACAUGCUUCACUGUAGGGAUGUUACCAUGUUUCCUCCAGACGUGACUCUUGGCAUUCAGGCCAGUGUUUAAUCUUGGUUUAAUCAGACCAGAGAAUUUUGUUUCUCAUGUUCUGAGAGUCCUUUAGAGGGCUUUUAGCAAACUCCAAGUAUGCUGUCAUGUGUCUUUUACUGAGGAGUGGCUUCCGUCUGGCCACUCUACCAUAAAGACCUGAUUGGUGGAGUGCUGCAGAGAUGGUUGUCCUUCUAGAAGUUUCUCCCAUCUCCACAGAGGAACUCAGUCAGAGUGACCAUCGGGUUCUUGGUCACCUCCCUGACCAAGACCAUUCUUCCCUGAUUGCUCAGUUUGGCCGGAAGAGCUCUAGGUAGGAAGAGUCUUUGUGGUUCCAAAUUUCUUCCAUUUAAGAAUGAGAGAGGCCACUGUGUUUUUGGGGACCUUCAAUGCUGUAUACUUUUUUUGAUACCAUUCCCCAGAUCUGUGCCUCGACACAAUCCUGUCUCUGAGCUCUACAGACAAUUCCUUCGACCUAAUGGCUUGGUUUUUGCUCUGACAUGCUCUGUCAACUGUGGGACCUUAUAUAGACAGGUGUGUGACUUUCCAAAUCCAGUCCAAUCAAUUGAAUUUACUACAGGUGGACUCCAAUCAAGUUGUAGAAAAAUCUCAAGGAUGAUCAAUGGAAACAGGAUGCACCUGAACUCAAUUUCGAGAGUCAUAGCAAAGAGUCUGAAUUCUUAUGUACCGGUCAAAAGUUUAGACACACGUACUCAUUCCAGGGUUUGUCUUUAUAUUUACUAUUUUCCACAUUGUAGAAUAAUAGUGAAGACAUCAAAACUAUCAAAUAACACAUAUGGAAUCAUGUAGUAAGCAAAAUAAUUGUUAAACAAGUCAAAAUAUAUUUUUGAUUUUAGAUUAUUCAAAGUAGCCACCCUUUGACUGGAUAACAGCUUUGCACACUGAUUGGAAUCAAUGUGCCCCAUACAGUUUAAGCACAGAGAAGUCAUAUAAAAUAUACACUUAAGAGCUCUCAGAUACCGCCUUUGGUUGUUGAUUAUGUACUGAAUAUGUAUUUAUUUUUUCAAUGGGAUAGGUUGAUCAGUAGAAUAUAUUCUAGGAAGAUUCUAGUUCAUAUUACAGCCCUUAGAUGAUAGUUUUUCAUCCUCUGAAUAUGAUGUCUCCUAUCAUUAGUGUUGGUUGCCAAGGACUGCAGGGAAGAUGAAGUUCAUACAUUUUUUGGGCAACACUGCAUAGGAUAGACAGCUACAUGAAUUGCUUAUUAUAGUUUGUUUCUGAUAACCUGGUAUAUGUCCAUCACACGCCGUGUAGCAUAACAUAGAUAUGUGUUACCAAUAUGUCUGUUUAGGAAGUUUCCUAUGAACAUAGCCUGGUGUAUGAAGUACCGAUAAUAGCAAUCUGUUAAUUGUCAAGCAUGUUUGUCAUUCAUCACAUUCAAUAUAAAGGCAAUUAAUUAUCCUGACUAAUCAUCCACCACCACCACAGUGGGCAAUGUGAAAGGUAUUGCUUUUUUACCAUGAAUAAGUAACAAUGUGCAAUACCAGAUAUAUCUUACAUGAAUCCUUAGAAUAUUGGAAGUUGAGGUCCUAAGAGCCACAGAAAUACACCUUGUAAGUACAGCAGAUUUCUUCUAACUACUAUGUAGUUACAGUGAAAUUCAUAACAAAUAUUUUUGUUAGCUUGGAGCAAUUUUCAGCAUGUCGUUUAUUUAAUUAUUUUGAUUAUUUGUAAGUUAAUGAAUUUAUUAUUAGAUACAAACAAAGAAGCAUGUAACCCUAGUUUUCAAUUCUGCUUUCCAGAUUCAUAUGUAUAUUUUUAUAUUAAAGUUUAUGGGAUGCAACUCUACUGUGUUUUCACAUAUCACAUGGGAGGUCUCCUGGCUGUCUGUGCCAGUUCACCUUAACAAUGGUUUUAUAACCUUGAAGAACAUGUCAUCAAUGGAUACUCUCCUAUGUGUUUGUCUCGACAUAAAAUGAGAUGUCACUCCACUUAAUGUUGAAAAAGUUGAGGGUUCAAGGCUGUUUAAACCAUUUGCAUGUUUGCAAACAUUUGAAAGGUGUGAGUUGUGUGAAUCCAUGUCAUAAAGAUUGUAUCAUUGGUUUGUCAGUGUCAAAACUGUCAAAACCAUACGAGAGAAAAUCAGUUAGGCUUCUUCUGUAUUUGUAAUGUUACCAGACCUGUAAGCCUUCACACGUAAGGGCAUACUAUUUUGAUCAUGUCAUUACAUUUUUCUCUCAGGCUGUGUAAUCUUGUGUUAUGUACAUAAAUCAUUCGCAUUUGCAUGAACUGGACAUCAUCUUAUUCUUUUACAUGCAUCAAUACAUUGUUACCUGGUAAUUAGUCACUCCUCAAAUGGCAUAUGCAGUAAAAUGUGUAAUACAGCUGUACAUCUGAUGGUAGGCUAUAUGCAAUCGGAAUGUUUCAGUUGGCAGCAUUUAGGAAAAUUAUGUUCUCAGAAUAUUUUGUUUGCUAAAUUGCAAUUCCAACAGCAAAAGCUAUGAACGUCAUUGUCAAAGCAGGAUGUAUAAUGUACAUGUGUGUGUCAAUGUUUAGUAAAAGAAAAACACUUGAGAAAGUGCAUUUUUGAAAUAA